GUUUUGGCUAUCGCAGGCUGCCGUCGGUUCCGACAUAUUAGUUGAACACCGCAAGUUCUGGAAGGGGCGAAGUUCAGAGAAGAAUUCGUUUGUAUUGCCCUUAAAUACCAUACUGGACGCCAAGUUAGAUAGCAAUGGAGACCGCAGCAAGCCCAGCUAAAGAUUACUACAGAAUGAAUCGUUACAAAAACAAGGCUUUGAAUCCUGAAGAAAUGAGGCGCAGGAGGGAAGAGGAAGGAAUUCAGCUGCGGAAACAGAAACGUGAGCAGCAGUUAUUCAAGAGGCGAAAUGUAGAAAUGAUAAAUGAUGUUGGUGCCAUGUUGGACCGCCCCUUGAUGGAUUCAUUUGUUAGUUCAACCACAUGUGGGGAGGGUGUAAUCACAAGAGAAAUGGUAGAAAUGCUUUUUUCAGAAGACCCUGAACAGCAGCUAGCAACUACCCAGAAGUUCAGAAAAUUGUUGUCAAAAGAGCCUAAUCCACCAAUUGAUGAGGUCAUCAAUACACCAGGUGUAGUGGAUAGGUUUGUAGAAUUCCUAAAGAAAAGUGGAAACUGCACAUUGCAGUUUGAAGCAGCAUGGGCAUUGACAAAUAUUGCAUCAGGAACAUCGCAGCAAACAAAAAUUGUUAUUGAAGCAGGAGCAGUACCAGUUUUUAUAGAGCUGCUCAAUUCUGAUUUUGAGGAUGUACAGGAGCAGGCAGUUUGGGCCUUGGGGAACAUAGCAGGAGACAGUGCAAUGUGCAGAGACUAUGUUCUUGGCUGUAACAUACUUCCACCGCUCCUGUUGUUAUUGACCAAGUCCACUAGGCUAACAAUGACUAGAAAUGCUGUUUGGGCUUUGUCAAAUCUUUGUCGUGGGAAAAGUCCACCCCCUGAUUUUGAAAAGGUGUCCCCUUGCUUGCCAGUCCUGUCUCGCCUUCUUUUCAGUAGUGACCCAGACCUUCUGGCAGAUGCCUGUUGGGCGCUUUCAUAUUUGUCAGAUGGUCCAAAUGAGAAAAUACAGGCUGUGAUUGAUUCUGGAGUUUGUAGAAGAUUAGUAGAGCUUUUGAUGCACACUGAUUACAAGGUGGCAUCACCAGCACUGAGGGCAGUAGGAAAUAUUGUUACUGGAGAUGACAUACAAACUCAGGUUGUCCUGAAUUGCUCUGCUCUUCCGUGUCUCCUGCACUUGCUAAGCAGUCCAAAGGAAUCCAUUCGUAAGGAAGCUUGUUGGACCAUCUCCAAUAUUACAGCUGGAAACAGAUCACAAAUCCAGGCUGUUAUAGAUGCAAACAUUUUCCCUGUACUAAUAGAUAUCUUACAAAAAGCUGAGUUCCGAACAAGAAAAGAAGCUGCCUGGGCCAUCACGAAUGCUACAUCAGGAGGAACACCUGAUCAAAUUAGAUACCUUGUGAAUUUAGGUUGCAUCAAACCUCUAUGUGACCUUCUGACAGUUAUGGAUUCCAAGAUUGUUCAGGUUGCACUGAAUGGUUUGGAAAAUAUUCUGAGACUUGGGGAGCAGGAAGCAAAACAAAAUGGAAGUGGCCUGAACCCCUACUGUAGCCUCAUUGAAGAGGCCUAUGGGCUAGAUAAAAUUGAGUUUCUUCAGAGCCAUGAAAACCAAGAAAUAUACCAGAAAGCCUUUGACCUGAUAGAGCAUUAUUUUGGAGUGGAAGAAGAAGAUGCAAGUAUAGCACCACAAGUAGAUGAGAACCAGCAGCAAUUUCUUUUCCCUCAGCAAGAGGCUCCCAUGGAGGGUUUUCAACUGUAACAUUAACCCAAUAAAUAUAAGAAUAAACUCAUUAACUGUAAUAUCACACAAACAAAGCCAUGCAAUUUAUCGUAAACUGUCCACUAGUAAUUAGCUAGUGGGCUGGCCCCUUCUCUAAAGUUAGAAAUAAAAAGUCUUCAUAAAGCACUGUUGUCUUGCAUUUUCGGGACAGCUGAGAGAAAACCAUUUAAAACUGUUCGCUCAUUAAAGCUUUUCGGGAUGUAAGAGUAUGGAUACUUCUUUUGCACAUUCAUCAGUAGAAUCCAGUCUGUUUGAUUCUGUUUUUGGAGGUUUUUUUGUAAAUUUUUCAGUUUCAUAUAUUAGAAUAUGUUAAAGAUGAAAAGACAAUGAGUUUCAAAAAAUGGUUAUGCAUACAAAUGUCAAAUACGUGAGGCAGCAAAGAAAAGUGGCAAGUCGACUAAUACGUGGUCUUCAGAAUCUAAUACUAAUUAUUUUUUUCUAUUUCAUUUAGCAGACCAUUUACAAAAUAAUAAAGAAUGCUUAGUUCAAAUGUACAUCUUUAUAUACUUAGCUGAGCUGGGAGGACAAGGACACCUAAGUAAUACAAGAAUUUUUUUUUCCAUUUUAAAUCAAAAAUCAUUUUUUAUAAAGAACCUAUUACUUUUUUUUCUCCUUGGGCUACUAUUCCAAACAUGUCAGACACAGAGAUAUUAUAAAUUUACAAUUUUUUAAGCAUGCUUGAGAAGAGUUUAAAAUUUUAUACAUUUCAGAGUAACUGCCACGAGCUAAUAGUUAUAUGUUGUGUGCAUUAUGUGCUGUGUUAAUAAAAAAUUAAAAUACAAGCCGCACUUACAGCAUUAAACAAUUCACCUUUAUGAUACAAAAUCUGUUUUUUAACUUUAGGCACAUAAAUGCUACACCAUCUAUUUAAAAUAUGUAGUGUAAUGCUGAGGUGUGCAAUCCUGUAAAUAUAGUGCAACACACCUUUGUACAUUAUUAAUUUAUUCCGAAAUCUUAUAUUGCUUCCCUUGCCAGAUCUUUAGUUACCAGGUAGAUGCAUGUUUAAUAACGUAAAUAGUAUUUGUAAAUAAGAGCGACUUUUAUGUAACAUUUUCAUAUUUAAAAUCAUGUAGAAUGCAAGACCAGUCUUAAUGUUCUGUGUAUUUUUAGUCCCUGCAAGUCCCAUAUGGAGCAAAAUUUAUAGAUUUAGAAUCUUAACUUUCCAUAAUUUGUUGUGCAUUUAUAUGUAUACAACUUGUUUCGAUUUCUAUUUUAUCUUCUACAGUUUUAGAUAUGGCAAUGGAAGCUUUUAAAUAUUUCUAAAAUACUAAUGACAUUGACAAGGGACAAAUUAGAGGAUUUGUAAAACUUAAUAAAAAUAUCAUUACAAAAUUUUGCACACACCAAUGCAUAUACACAUAUAAUAUUGAAAAAUUAUUAUUACACCAUUAGAUAAAAAAUAUUUUGCGGUACAAAUUAGAUCCUCCGUUAUUAUUUUGUAGGGUUUUUCUGUUUUUGACAGUCUUUUUUGUUUUUGAAAGUGUAAGUACACCUGAGAGAAGCAGGUUGUUUGUUUUAAUUCCCUUAUCAAAAAGUGUGAAAUCAAUGCUCACCGUCUAAACUAAACUGAACAUUUUCCUUCCUAAAAGCAUCUUUAAGUUGAGUAACAUUAAGUUACUUGAAAAAGCUGUAUUGAAAGAAUUUCUCUUUAAAUCUGCCUGCUUUAAUUAAUUAUCUGUUAAGGGCAGAGAGAUCACAGAACUGGUAUGACAAUCAGUGACUGGAGUUAAGUGUGAUGGACAAUUAAAUAACUAUUCAGCUUAUUUUUAACUAAAUAUUCCAGAAUUGUUAAUUCGACUGGUAACAGUAGUAAUGUUUGAAGAAAGGUAAUUUUUUUGGCUUAACUCUCUGUUUGAACACAACAAAUAACAAGCAUUAUUUGUAUAUGCAAUCUUGUGUGUGAAGAAAAUUUUAUUAGUUUGCAUUCUUUAAGAUCUGUGCUUUUUACCUCUGGAUAGAUAAUCCCAAAUGGAGAAACACUUUUCAGGUUUUGUAUGACAGGAAGACGUUUCACCUUUAAAUCACAUUAUCUCUUCUCCCCCGUGUUUAGAUUAAAGAUUAGGUGUCACAGAAUUCUAUUUUGUAGUCUGAUUCUGAAUUUUGUCUUAAAAAAAGUUAGUAUAAGUAAUGAACAGAUAGUUGCAUGAUUAGAUCCAACGUGGCCAGUAAAUUGUUUCAGAGUUUAUUGCAGUCUAUGGAGGUGUACAUGCCUGCUGCUCCAGAUCAGGAUUUAAUUCAGUUUAAGGAGAUCAUGCUCCUAAUCAUCUUCAGAGUCUACUUUCCACUUUUAAAGUUAGUAUCAUCAUUUACUUUUAAGGCUGGUAUCAAAGAAGAACAAUUUAAACACUGUUUAUUUCCAUUGUAAGUUUCAUUUGAAUUAUCUUGCUCUUCUUGGAUCUUUCUUGUUUUACUUGUAAAAUUUUGGUGGCAGCAGCCAUGUUUUAAUGCAGUUAAACGUUUCAACUUUGAAGAGCUAUACUAUUAGAUGAUGUGUGUUAUUUUGUUUGGUCUGUCAUACAGAUAAAAUACUCCUGAAUUUAUGAAAAGGUAAUUUACCUUUUUUGCCUUUGUUCACUUAAUGUACACACAUGCACACAUGAUGUACUUCCUAGAUAAAAAGUUCUGUAACUCCUGCCUAACAAAUAUGUAUAAAAAGUGGUUCAGCUCAUAUACUACAGUCAUUUAAGUCAAUCUAGUCUUGGUGUUAAUUUCCAUUAUUAUGUGAAUCAUUUGGUCCAUUAAGGCAAAAGAGCAAAUUCCCUGCCUGAAAACUAUAGGAGUACAAAAGAGCAUAUUUAGGAGUACAAAAGAGCAUAUUGUGACUUUAGUAAUGACCAUUGUGUCUGCACAUAUGUAACAGCAUGUCAAAAUUAGUUCAGAGUUCUUUCAUCUCUUUAGGAAAGAGACGUGAUACCAACUAGUAACUGUGGGUGUUGGUUUUUGAUGGUGUUGAACAAAAAGAUUGAUUUAUUAUAAUUAUUGUUGAAAGCAUCUGUAUGAUAGUUUUUUAUUUAAUACAUUUUUUUCAUAUCUCCUGUGCAGCUGUCAAAAAAAAAAUUCGUCCUCAAGCCAGAACUAUUAAGAAUCAUUUCACAAUACUUUAAUUUGGUUUUAAAAUUUGUUUUUGGGCAUCUAAGUCUAAUAUCUGUAAAACUAUGCAAAAUGACUCAUGACAUGCAAUGGAGGGUGCUUAAUAAAUUAUUUUGAAAGAUUUGUCCUCAGAGAACAUUCUGCACUGUACAGGAGUUUAAUGAAAAAUAAGCCAAUUUCAUAAAAGGAAAAUUAAAAUAUUUUUUGAAGUUAAGGGGAAUAAUUACUUACCUUGUUUGUUUCUUGUUUGCAGCAUUGUUUUCCAACUGUGUCUGUGUUUUUAUUUAUUUAUUUUUUUUUUAUAAACAUUCAUGUUCUUUAUGUAAAGUGCAAUGCACUCUUUUUUUCACACAAGUGCCAAUAUUACUGUUAUUCUUCAAAGGUAAAUAUUCUCAUUUUAUUAUUCAUCAAAUGAUUUUGUUUACUUGAGAAAAAGCACUGAUUUGUGCAGAUAUUGCUGCUUUAUUUUUCUUCCUUCACUCAGAUAAAUUUCCUUCUUUUGAAUGUGAUUUCCUUUACUACUUUUGCACUAAAUUCCUAUAUUGGUUCAGAGUAGAGGAAAUAUUUAUCAAAGUUAAAACAUUGUAAUUAAAUUAAACUCUCCAUAUCUAUAACAA
Messenger RNA from Polypterus senegalus (gray bichir), 5476 nucleotides. Its product is annotated as importin subunit alpha-7. NCBI's taxonomy places the organism in Eukaryota, Metazoa, Chordata, Cladistia, Polypteriformes, Polypteridae. Gene Ontology annotation, biological process: NLS-bearing protein import into nucleus. Gene Ontology annotation, cellular component: cytoplasm; nucleoplasm; nucleus. The record is from RefSeq and is a predicted model, not a curated record. Bases 135 to 1748 code for a protein of 537 amino acids. Gene Ontology annotation, molecular function: nuclear import signal receptor activity; protein binding. The transcript has 14 exons.